CCUGUUGGAGACCCACCUUCUGGUGCAAAACCGACUGGACAGGCUCUAGUUACACAACCAAGAGCAAGAAAGUUGGUUGGGCCUGGACUCAUAAAUACCUCCAGCAGCUCUUUUGGUUUCCCAAUGAGCUACCUAGUGAGGACUGUCAUUGGGAGGCUUGCUGCGUCCCCACGACCUCAACAUCAGCACGUGCGAAUCUUGUUUUCCCGAGCAUAUUCCGGCAUGGCGUUCCGUGAAGAGAAGGAUACGUUUGGGCCCAUCCAGGUCCCUGCCGACAAAUACUGGGGAGCGCAAACCCAGAGAUCCCUUCAGAACUUUGAGAUCGGAGGAGAGAGGGAGAGGAUGCCUGAUCAGAUCGUGAAGGCAUUCGGAAUCCUGAAAAAGGCUUGCGCUCAGGUCAAUCUGGGAUACGGUUUGGACCCGAAGAUCGGAAAUGCAAUCAUUCAGGCCUCGCAGGAGGUUGCAGAGGGAAAGCUUAUGGACCAGUUCCCCCUAGUCAUCUGGCAGACUGGUAGCGGAACUCAGUCGAACAUGAACGCCAACGAGGUCAUUGCGAACCGUGCCGCCGAGAUUUUGGGAUCCAAGCUUGGCGACAAGGGCAUUGUUCACCCGAAUGACCACGUGAACAUGAGUCAGUCUUCCAACGAUACGUUCCCCACUGUGAUGCACAUCGCUGCUGUUGUGGAGGCGCACUCAAAUCUGAUUCCGCACCUUCGGUCCCUUUAUGAUGCCGUUGCUGAGAAGGCUGAGGAAUUUAAGGACAUUGUCAAGAUUGGCCGCACUCACACUCAGGACGCAACGCCGCUAACUCUUGGACAGGAAUUCAGUGGCUACGCCACGCAGAUCAAGUAUGGCAUUCGACGUAUCGAGGAUACUCUCCCUCGCCUGUACCAGCUCGCACAAGGAGGAACUGCUGUCGGCACUGGUCUCAACACCAAGUUGGGGUUUGACGUGAAGGUGGCUGCGGCUGUUGCUGAGGACACCAAGCUGCCGUUCAUCACUGCAGAAAACAAGUUUGAGGCACUGGCCGCUCAUGAUGCGCUUGUGGAGUCAAGCGGGGCGCUCAACACAGUGGCCGUGUCCCUUAUGAAGAUUGCGAAUGACAUUCGCUUCCUUGGCAGUGGGCCUCGGUGUGGGCUUGGUGAGCUUUUCCUGCCAGAGAAUGAGCCAGGCAGCAGCAUCAUGCCUGGCAAGGUCAACCCAACACAGUGUGAGGCACUCACGAUGGUGUGCGCUCAGGUGAUGGGCAACCAUGUUGCUGUCUCUAUUGGAGGUUCCAAUGGUCAUUUUGAGCUCAAUGUCUUCAAACCACUUAUGGCUGCAAAUCUGCUCCAGUCCAUGCGUCUUCUGGGUGAUGCCGCUCUUUCCUUCAAGAAGAACUGUGUUGUUGGAAUUGUUGCAAACCGAGCUCGUAUCUCUGACAUCAUGAAGCAGUCGCUGAUGCUUGUUACUGCAUUGAACCCACACAUUGGAUACGACAAGGCAGCUGCUGUUGCCAAGAAAGCUCACAAAGAAGGAACUACCCUCAAGGAAGCGGCCAUUGCCCUCGGAGUGAUUACACCAGAGAAGUUCGAUGAAGUGGUGGUCCCAGAGAAGAUGCUUGGUCCGUCAUAGAUCAUCUCAAGAGUGUUCCACAAGAGCUUGGUUGUCGCAUAUGUUUGGAUGUGUUGAAAUUCUGUUUAGUAUACAGCUGCAUUAAUGUUCAGCAGGGCUGUAGCAUUUGGUGCAGUCAUAUACUACAGUUGUGACAUGCAAUUUUGUUCACCCAAGGCAGCUGCUGGUGCUGAAAGACACACUGAAGCAACCGCUUGAGAGAAAUGAAACUCUACUAGCAAA
Molecule: messenger RNA, 1836 nt
Organism: Closterium sp. NIES-67
Lineage: Eukaryota; Viridiplantae; Streptophyta; Zygnematophyceae; Desmidiales; Closteriaceae
Source: the annotation of a GenBank genome assembly